AGCUCAUCUGCGUCGGCCAUGCAUGCGCCAGUCACCGGUCACCUUGGUUUGGUGCAGGCGCGCUUCGAUUGACUUUGGCUUUUGCCCUUUGCACGAACUGAUCGCUUGCAAGGCACCCAGACAGGACACAGAGCGUCUUCGAGACUGCUAGCGCUUGUCACUGCUCGCUUGUCAAUCGCUCAGCCAGCAGACUCGGCAGUCACCACGGGCUUUGACUGCAAAGCACCGCCAGGCACGCAAAUUUUCGGCGUCGAGUCAUAGGCAGAUCCUGCAGCGAUGUGCGGCAUCUUUGGAGCCCACAACUACGAUGGAGACAUCACUAGCUUCAGGGCAAAAGCACUCGCACUCUCUAGAAGGCUACGGCAUCGAGGUCCAGAUUGGUCAGGAUGUGUGAUGACAAAGGACUCGAUACUCUGCCAUGAGCGACUCGCCAUUGUGGGCGUCGAUUCGGGCUCGCAGCCGUUGACGACUGAGGAUGGCAAGCUCAUCCUCGCAGUCAACGGGGAGAUUUACAACCAUCGCCAGCUUCGUGCCGGUCUGAAACAGCCCGCGACGUUCAAGACGCAUUCGGACUGCGAAGUCAUCCUGCAUCUCUACAAAGAGCACGGUACUGAUCUCUGCGGCAUGCUCGAUGGCAUGUUCUCCUUCCUCUUGCUCGACACAAACGUCACUCCAUCUCGCCUAAUCGCUGCCAGAGAUCCUAUCGGCAUUACGACAUUAUACCAAGGCUGGAAUUCAGCCGCACCUCAGACAGUCUACUUUGCUUCUGAACUCAAAGCGCUCCACGACGAGUGCGAUCAUGUCAUAUCGUUCCCGCCUGGUCACGUCUACGAUUCUGCGACCGGCAAAACAGAGCGGUAUUUCCAGCCUACCUGGUGGCAAGGCGACUUGUCAGACGACGCGAUUCCCACUCAGCCCGCCGACCUCAAGCUGAUCAGAGAUACCUUGGAGUAUGCAGUCAAGAAGCGACUCAUGUCAGAAGUGCCUUAUGGCGUUUUGCUUAGCGGUGGCUUAGAUAGCAGUCUGAUUGCGUCCAUUGCUGCCAAAGCGACCGAUCAGGUGGCCGCUGCACAGUCUCGCGCAUCUAGCCGAGGUCGAUCGUCUUUCGAUAGCAAGACAAACCGCACCGAAUCACCCAAGGGGUCCUCAAUGGGCUUAGUUGGCGUUGCGCCCGGCGAGGAUUCCUCCAGUCUGACCGCCUGGCCCAGAUUACACUCCUUCUCUAUCGGCUUGCCGGAAUCACCAGAUUUGCUCGCGGCGAGAAAGGCAGCAGAAUUUCUUGGCACGGUUCACCACGAAUACACCUUUACCGUUCAAGAAGGGCUUGACGCCAUUCCCGAUGUCAUCUACCACCUCGAGACGUACGAUGUGACGACUGUACGAGCCAGUACACCAAUGUAUCUGCUCAGUCGCAAGAUCAAAGCCAUGGGCGUCAAGAUGGUCUUGAGCGGUGAAGGAUCGGAUGAGAUCCUGGGCGGCUACCUCUACUUUCACGCGGCGCCGGAUGCCAAGUCGUUCCACCAAGAAUGCGUCAAACGUGUCAAGAAUCUACACACGGCAGAUUGUCUGAGAGCAAACAAAUCGACAAUGGCUUGGGGCCUAGAGGCCCGCGUGCCAUUCCUCGAUAAGCAGUUUUUGGAGGUAGCGAUGAACGUCAGACCGGAAGAGAAGCAAUUUGGCAAGGGACAGCAGCAGCAGACUGACGCUCAGGGAAAGCCGAUCAUGGAGAAGUACAUACUGCGCAAAGCAUUCGAUUGUAUCGCAACGGACGGACGACCGUACUUGCCCGAUGACAUUCUUUGGCGACAGAAGGAGCAAUUCUCGGAUGGCGUCGGCUACUCGUGGAUUGACGGUUUGAAGGAACAUGCUUCCCAAGUCGUCUCUGAUGAUGCGCUCAAAAACGCAGCGCAACGCUAUCAGAUCGACACACCCACGACGAAGGAAGCCUACUAUAUCCGCGAAGUCUUUGAAGGUCACUUCCCGACAGAAGCCGCAGCAAGGACAGCAGUCAGAUGGAUACCGAGGAAAGAUUGGGGCAUGGCUGAGGAUCCCAGUGGCCGCAGUGUUGCUAUCCACGAGAGCGCAUACAAGGGCAAAGCAUAGAUCUCAUGUUGUCGAGCGCAGUGCAUCGCUAGCAUUGCCGACGCGGG
Messenger RNA from Mixia osmundae IAM 14324, 2150 nucleotides. RefSeq lists its product as uncharacterized. Gene Ontology annotation, cellular component: cytosol. The record is from RefSeq and is a predicted model, not a curated record. Gene Ontology annotation, molecular function: asparagine synthase (glutamine-hydrolyzing) activity. Lineage: Eukaryota; Fungi; Basidiomycota; Mixiomycetes; Mixiales; Mixiaceae. Bases 277 to 2103 code for a protein of 608 amino acids. The transcript has 6 exons.